Messenger RNA from Hyposmocoma kahamanoa, 1743 nucleotides. RefSeq lists its product as uncharacterized. The coding region runs from base 385 to 1743 and encodes 452 amino acids. The transcript is spliced from 2 exons. NCBI's taxonomy places the organism in Eukaryota, Metazoa, Arthropoda, Insecta, Lepidoptera, Cosmopterigidae. The record is from RefSeq and is a predicted model, not a curated record.
AAGGAAUCCUGGGGGGUUGAGCCCGAGCGGGGUGGGGACUCCGGCAAGCAAUACGCCCCCUUUGGCCCUGAUUUCCUGCUAAACGGUAGCCCUGUGAUUAGCCAACACAGGGAAAUGGCAUUGUGUCCCGUCAGAGGGCCACAGGCGAGGUGUGGGGGGGACGGACUCGGCCAUGCUGACGGGGUGAGUAUGUGCGGAACACCUGGCUGACUUUGAUCAGGUCAGCCAGCCGCACAUUUCGAGCCCCCGAUGUCGCGCAGUGAGCUCCCAACUUCUGCACCUAUACUCUCCUGACAAUCCUGGUGUCCCGAAUGGGACAUCCCCAAAGGUGCGGGCUCCGUGGUGGGUGGGAAGUCAGGAGAGUGAAUUUUUCGAACUUUAAGUAUGGAUUUAAACGAUCAACUUUUAACCAAAACCCAAAACCCAAAACCGGCGGUACUCGAGGGGAAACCCAAAAGUGCCCCACAAACAAAUACGAACACACAGCGCCCUACGGUGAGUGGUAGGCCAAAGGGGAAACCCCAAGGUCAGCCGAGCACCGAUGCUGGUGCUAGCACCACACCAGCGGUUGUGGCCCAAACCCCAGGUUCUGCGGCCCCCGCUCAAAACCCAUCAAACGCUGCCCGAAAAAACAAGAAGGCCCGUCGUAGAGAACGCGAGCGACGCACUUCACACAACCCCCUGCCGAAGGAGGGAGAGGCGAGGCCCCCAGUGGGUGGCGCGAGUGGCCCAGGGACUGCAUCAGCACGGUCAAAUGGGUCGGUCGCGCACCCCACUGGAAGGGCCCCCCCCCCUUCCAACAGCAAACCGGGAGAGAGCAGGCAGAGGUCCUCGACCAUUGCCAAACGUGCCCGCCUUGACGAGACCAUAUCUCCUAGAGGCGAGCACAAGCGGCAAAAGGUUGAGAGGCCCGCUCAGCAGCGCACCUACGCCGAGGCCACCAGGCCCGAACUCAUGGCUGUAAUUACUUCAGCCAAAACUGGCUACAUACGGAGCCCCGAUGCCGACAUGGUUCAGGUGGCCCUAUGUCAGCGCCUCACGCAAGGAGCGGAGGAGUGCAGCGAGGAGGACGUCGGCCCACAGUUUCGUGGUAAACCUGUCUACAGUGACGGGUCCCUGAAACUGUGGUGUCAGGACACAGCCACCUUCCAGUGGCUAGAGGAUGCUAUUAGCACCAUCAGGCUGCCAUCCGGGGAGCCCCUCUCAUUGAAAAAUGGGGUGGAGGCUCCCCGGAGGGUGGUCUGUGGACUACUCAUCCCUGGUCACUGGGAGGAUGCGCGUCGAAUCGGCCGCAUCCUCAAGUGGCAAAACCCGUGGGCGGAGGCACACCGCUGGGUUGUUCACAGGCUGCAGCAGCAUAGUGGCAACUCCUUUGUAGUGGUGAGCCUCCCAGAAGAGCUCGUCCCCGCUGUCCUGGGGCAUGGCCGGCGCCUAACCUUCCAGUUGGGCACGGUCUACCUCAGGUUUAGAUCGAAGAGGGGCCUGUACACAGACGUGCCACCCGAGAAGACGGGCACAACAACGACGCGGAUGGACGUCUCCCCGGAGCCCUCCACCUCCUCCAAUAUUCCCGGAGAAGGUGAAGGGCCCUCCUCGACCCCCGUCUCUGCGGACGCCGCUGUCAAACCGGUGGCGACCAGCAGUGACGACGAGUGCGUGUUGGGGAUGGGAGACAUCCGACUGAGCGAGGACGUGGACGAGGAGCUGCUAUCAUCUGAUGGCGGUUUCCCCCUCGCUCAGUAA